Molecule: messenger RNA, 1380 nt
Organism: Epithele typhae
Lineage: Eukaryota; Fungi; Basidiomycota; Agaricomycetes; Polyporales; Epitheliaceae
Exons: 5
Coding region: 1-1380 (459 amino acids)
Source: RefSeq, a predicted model, not a curated record
AUGUCCUCCGGAGGCUACCCCAGCCCGCGUCAGGUUGCGCCCAUCGAAGGAAUCCCGCUGCCAGUGACGGACGGAGCCUUCGGGCGCGAAGAGGCGUAUCUAAUGUUGCACGAAGCGGACGAAGGGCGGAGGGGAUCCCGGCGAGCGUGGUGGUGCAAGCUUUUUUCCAUGGGCGCGCUCGCACUGCUCGUCGUCGCGUCGGUAUACCACGUACGCAGCUCCGACCUCGUCACGCGCUCGAGAUGGGUUGGCGGCGGCGCGCCAUGGAAUGCUGCCAGUGAUUGCAUGAGACACGACAUGUGGAUGGUCGAAAAGGGGCAGGAUGGGCUGUCACGCUCAAGACAACGGCUGGAGCUCGCUCCGCCAGACCUCAACACCACCCUUCUCUUCGACGCCAUAGGCGCAUACCGAGAGAGCUCGAUUGCGUUCUCCUUGAACGCCACCCCUAACACUACCGCCAUCAUCGUGGACAUACAAGCCGACUACCCCACAGAAUAUGAUAUCGACUCGGUGGUUGUGUGCAGUUCGCAACCGUCUGAAAUGCGGCUCCUUAGUCCCGUUAAUCUUCCCGAAAUCCAGUACUCUAUCAAUGUCCAGCUCCCAACGAACGCGGACGGCAGUUACCUUAAUCUCAGCAAGCUGGUGUCUUUCAUGCCUCAUUUCGUACAUUCGUUAGGACCGUUGGCGGAUGGUGCGGUCUUCGGCGAAGUCAAGCUAUACUCUGGGAUGUCGGCUGUUUAUGUCGAGUCCUUACUCGCGGACCAUGUAGGUGUGACGGCGAUGGAUGCCUGCAUCGAGGGUACUUUCUACGCUUUCGGCUCCCUUCGCUUGCACACCUCUGGUGCGCCGAUCACGGCACGCACCCACCUCUUCAACCUUGACGUCACUGAGCCGACGCGUCUGGACAUGCGGACAACCGACGCCGAGAUUCAUAGCGAGGUCAGCCUCCUCUGCGGCACGCCCGACGAGCACCACCCCAGCGGCCCCGGGGCGUUCAGCCUGUCCGCUCACAACCGCGGCGGACCCGUCAACCUCGCCGUCCUCGACGCCCCCUUGUCCAACCACUUGCGCGUCCACGCGAGCGCGCACGACGCCCCCGCCACCGUGGCGCUGCCGCCCUCGUACGAGGGCGGGUUCGAAGCGCGCACUACGUACGGCCCACGCCCCGUGGUCGAGUGGCGUGAGGAGCUUGUGGACCCAGCCGGGCUUGGAAGGAAGCGCGGCGCACGCUGGGGCUCGGUUCAGAGAGGGCGCGUUGCGGGACGGGUUGGUUGGGGGGCUGCGUGGUCGCCGUGGGGCGAGGAGUCGGAGACGUUUGGAGAUGAGGGGAACAUGGUGGUCGUUGAAGCGUGGGAGGACCAGGCGACUUUGAGCCUAUGA